GUGCUUGUCAGAGACCCCAGUCGUAGGUAGCAAGGAACCAGGACUCUAACCAAUGGAGAGAAAGAGGCUUGGCUAACCUUAGCCUCCCAUUUUCUCUCUCUCCCCUCAAUGCAGGGCUCUGGCCAGUCAGUCGCCUUUGAUUAUCAGUUGCCAGCAGCCCCUCUCUUGGCUCCUUGACACGAGCACCAUAUAAGGCGUAGCGAUCUCCAUAGAAACGUGUCAGUUUCAAUAGUAGUGUCAAAGUUCACUAUAUACAGACAUUCGCGCAGAUCCCCGUUUCGGAAACAUUGCUCUGCUGGUCUUCCCGUUUAAACGCAUUCAAUUUUGGGUCUCUCCUUCUUGCAUAUUCUAUUAGUUGUUGUUUUUUGUUUUUUAUCUUUUCGCCUUCGCUCCAUUGUACUGGAGAGGUGAAACUACACGGGCACUUCGGCGACGCGGUCUUUUUGCUGGUCGAAAUGAAAUGUAUUUAAGAAUAUAGAUGUAAAAUUCCGCUCUUCAGUUUUUCCUCCCCUCCAACAGCGAAGACGGGAGUAAAGGAGCAAGGAAGAAAGGAGAAGGGAAUUUAUUUCUCGCAGCACUUUGGAUCGCAUCUAUUUUAUGUUCAUUUCUACGCCCAUGUGAAUCGCUCCUGCCUCCUUUCUGGCUAUUUUAUAACGAACAGCAUUUUUUUUUGUUACGGCUGGCUCGCUUUUUCUUCAAGAUUGGGUUCCUGAAUGGCUGACUGCAAUUUACAUUGGAACUGGCCUCCCGAUACUUGCAUAUCCUGAUCGGGUGCCUAUUCUAUCGCCUCCUGUAUUCUGAAUGUAUUGAUCGUGUUCUGCUCCCUUCUUUCUCUUAUGAGAUAGUUUUUUCCGAUUUGACUUUGCACUGUUGUGUUUGAGAUAUUUUUUUUCCCCUUGCUUUAUAAAUCCCAGCGAUCCGUUCGCUUUAUAGCACUUUCCGGGCCCGAGAUAUGGCAAUGGUAGUUAGCGUCUGGCGAGAUCCGCAGGAAGACGUGGUCGGAGGACCUCCAAGCGGCCCCAAUCCAGCAACUCAGCCGGCGAGGGAGCAACAGCAGGCGGCGUCGGCAGCACCGCACACUCCGCAGACCCCAAGUCAGCCAGGACCCCCGUCAACACCAGGGACUGCUGGAGACAAGGGGAGUCAGAAUUCUGGACAGAGUGGCGCACAGCAUAUAGAAUGUGUUGUUUGCGGAGACAAAUCGAGCGGCAAGCACUAUGGUCAGUUCACCUGCGAGGGAUGCAAAAGUUUCUUCAAGAGGAGUGUCCGAAGGAACUUAACGUAUACAUGUCGUGCCAAUAGGAACUGUCCCAUUGACCAACACCACCGAAAUCAGUGCCAAUACUGUCGGCUGAAGAAAUGUUUAAAAGUGGGAAUGCGGCGGGAAGCGGUUCAGCGAGGACGAAUGCCUCCAACCCAGCCGAACCCAGGGCAGUACGGACUGACGAACGGGGACCCUCUGAACGGCCAUUGCUAUCUCUCCGGAUACAUCUCGUUAUUGCUUCGGGCUGAGCCUUACCCGACGUCCCGAUAUGGAAGCCAGUGCAUGCAGCCCAACAAUAUCAUGGGUAUUGAGAACAUAUGCGAGCUGGCAGCUCGCUUGCUCUUCAGCGCCGUGGAAUGGGCGAGGAACAUCCCUUUCUUUCCAGAUCUGCAGAUCACCGACCAGGUGUCCCUUCUCAGGCUGACGUGGAGCGAAUUGUUUGUGCUAAACGCGGCUCAGUGCUCCAUGCCUUUGCAUGUGGCCCCUCUGCUCGCCGCCGCAGGCCUCCACGCUUCUCCAAUGUCUGCGGACCGAGUCGUGGCUUUCAUGGAUCACAUUCGAAUCUUCCAGGAGCAGGUUGAGAAGCUCAAGGCCCUCCACGUUGACUCGGCAGAGUACAGCUGCAUCAAGGCGAUAGUACUCUUCACAUCAGACGCUUGCGGCCUGUCAGAUGCAGCUCACAUCGAAAGCCUGCAGGAGAAGUCUCAGUGCGCCCUGGAGGAAUACGUGAGGAGCCAGUACCCUAACCAGCCCAGCCGCUUUGGCAAGCUCUUGCUGCGGCUUCCAUCUCUCCGCACCGUCUCCUCAUCGGUAAUUGAGCAGCUGUUCUUCGUCCGCUUGGUAGGUAAAACUCCUAUUGAAACGCUCAUCAGGGAUAUGCUAUUAUCCGGGAGCAGCUUCAACUGGCCUUACAUGUCCAUCCAAUGAUCCGAAUGAGAGUGACAAAAAGAGAGAAAAAGGACCAAAAUUCAGCAUCCCGUACAAGAAGACUAUAUAUAGGACAUUUUCUGAAAAUAUUGGAAGACAUGACAUGCUUUUUUUUUGUUGUCUUUUGGGACUAAGAUCUGAGAUGGAAUACGUUAUGUACAGAAAAUAUGGAACUGGACUUACACCUGUUUAAAUCCACUCUCAUCUUCAAGAACAGUACUCUUCAUUUUGUAAAAUACUAGUCUUUAUUUUCCUUUUUUUGUAAAAAAAAACAACAACAACAAAUAAAAUGAAAAACAAGACUUAGUGUUUCCAAGCAAUUAUAAGAAAUGUCCUGUGUCUAUGUACCCCUCUGUUUUGUAUUUUUUCUGGUUCUAAACCAGCUUUUCUGUGAUUCUAUACUAAUAAUUUUUAUAUAACCUUUUGCUUCUUAUUAUGAGUGCGAUAUAUAUGUUGUCGAAGCUACGUUCUCCGAGAAUUAAAAGUUGAAGUGGGAAUUUAAAACAGAAAAAUAAAGAAAUUUAGACAAAUAAGAUACAAGUCUAAUCGCUAUGACAAUAUCACUACUGAUGGUUGAACUAUGGACCUGCAACAGCAGACCGACCUCGUGGACAUUUUGACGAGAGGACGUCUUGCUCCUGGUUAUGAGUGUUUGAGGAGUCGAUCAUCAGUCAAAGAGGAGAGACAUGAAAAUCAAAAGCACUUUUAAUAUAUCAUUUCAAAUACAUUUUCUUUGUUUAGUCUUGAAAUUUUCAUUGUUUCUUGAAUUUUAUUGGUUGUUGCCUUCAAUUUGCUUACUUCAUAAUGCAGCUUUUGCAGAAGGGUCGGUUGAUGAAGUUGUGUGAUGGUGAGUGUACUAUUAAAAAAGAAAUAGGCAACAAUG
Molecule: messenger RNA, 3074 nt
Organism: Oncorhynchus kisutch (coho salmon)
Lineage: Eukaryota; Metazoa; Chordata; Actinopteri; Salmoniformes; Salmonidae
Product: nuclear receptor subfamily 2 group F member 1-A
Exons: 3
Coding region: 953-2191 (412 amino acids)
Biological process (GO): regulation of DNA-templated transcription
Molecular function (GO): sequence-specific DNA binding; zinc ion binding; DNA-binding transcription factor activity
Source: RefSeq, a predicted model, not a curated record